Molecule: messenger RNA, 2225 nt
Organism: Camellia sinensis
Lineage: Eukaryota; Viridiplantae; Streptophyta; Magnoliopsida; Ericales; Theaceae
Product: O-fucosyltransferase 7
Cellular component (GO): cytoplasm
Source: RefSeq, a predicted model, not a curated record
ACCCUCUCAUUUAUUACUCUUUGUUGUGCAAACCCAAAUAUAAAUGCCUCUCAUUUUGCCUCUGUGAAACCAUAAUUUCACAGACAACAGGAAGGAUGGAAUAAAAAUAACAUUGAGAGAGAGAGAGAGAGAGAGAGAGAUUGAGUUGCAGAAAUGGCGUCGAGUAAUCGUUUUUCACAUUAUUAGUUUGUGUGUGUGUUUUAGAGAGAGAGAGAGAGAGAUGAAGCGGCGGAGGUGGAAGACGUUAGGGCUGCUGAGGAAGUUGCUAACGUGCGCCAUAGGUUCAUUAGGCCUACUGGCCCUGCUCAAUGCCCACGUACGCCUGUUCCUUUCCAAGCUUCCUGACUCUUACAAGCUCCCCAUGCAACAAGAAAUUGGAUACCAAAAAUUGGGAGGAGAGAGAAGCUGGAAGCUAGAAGUAGCACCGCCUCAUUUGUCAAGAGCUCCUCUCCCUGCUCGCAAGUUGGAUGGUGCAAGGGGAAUUUUCAAUGUAUACAAGCUAUGGAAGCCGCCACCAAAUCGAGACUAUGUGCCCUGUGUUGAGCCAGGUUCUACCUACAAAUCUCCUGACGAGUCUCAAGGUUACCUUCUUGUUCAUUCAAAUGGCGGACUAAAUCAGAUGCGAGCUGGGAUAUGUGACAUGGUUGCUGUUGCCCGUAUUAUAAAUGCUACACUUGUAAUCCCAGAACUUGAUAAGCGCUCAUUUUGGCAUGACACUAGCGUAUUUUCUGAUGUGUUUGAUGAGGAUCAUUUUAUUAGUUCCUUGGCUAAUGAUGUAAUAGUCAUUAAAAAGCUUCCUAAGGAACUGGCAAAUGCUACUAGAGUAGUUAAGCACUUUAGGAGCUGGUCCGGUAUUGAUUAUUACCAGGAUGAGAUUGCUAGCUUGUGGAUGGAUUAUCAGGUUAUUCGAGCAGCUAAGUCUGAUUCUCGACUGGCAAAUAAUAAUCUGCCUCCAGACAUUCAGAAGCUGCGCUGUCGAGCUUGUUAUGAAGCCCUCCGUUUCUCACCACAAAUUGAAGCAAUGGGAAAAUUGUUGGUGGAUCGGAUGAGGUCUCAUGGUCCAUACAUUGCUUUGCAUUUACGAUAUGAAAAGGACAUGCUUGCUUUUAGUGGGUGCACACAUGAUUUAUCCCCUGAGGAAGCUGAUGAACUAAAGAUAAUCAGAGAGAACACUUCAUAUUGGAAAGUAAAGGAUAUCGAUGCCACGGAACAAAGAGCCAAAGGAUAUUGCCCCUUGACUCCAAAGGAAGUUGGAUUAUUCCUCACUGCUAUGGGAUUCCUGUCAAGCACCCCCAUAUAUAUCGCUGCUGGAGAGAUAUAUGGGGGUGAUUCUCAUAUGGUUGAUCUGCAAUCGCGCUAUCCCUUAUUAAUGAAGAAGGAAAAACUGGCAUCACCAGAGGAGCUAGAGCCUUUUGUCAAUCACUCAUCUCAAAUGGCUGCUCUGGACUACAUUGUGUCAGUUGAGAGUGAUAUAUUUAUUCCUUCAUACUCUGGAAACAUGGCAAGGGCAGUUGAGGGUCAUCGUCGUUUCUUGGGACAUAGGAAGACCAUUUCUCCCGACAGGAAAGCCCUUGUCCAACUUUUUGACAAAAUAUACCAGGGAACAAUGAGAGAAGGAAAAAAACUUUCCACUCGCAUUAUCGAAAUCCACAGAAGACGGCAAGGCUCCCCAAGGAAGAGAAAAGGCCCCAUUUCUGGAACCAAGGGCACGGAUAGGUUUCGGUCAGAAGAAGCGUUUUAUGUGAACCCUUUACCCGAUUGUUUAUGUCAAAAGGAAAUGUUGGCAUUCAACACAUCUAUCAGCAUCAGGUAGAUCAGAGUAGCAGAACAAAUUCCCGUUGUAAAAAUGUCCACAGGCCAGUCAAUUGGCAUUUCUGAUAAUUUAUUGAAGCUCAAGAAGCCAGUGCUGCCACUGUUGGAAAUUAGUGUUGCAGAACGUUUAUAUCCUGAGAAUAUUUUGGUGGCUGACAAGUUGAGUAGAACGAGGCUUCUCCUUCAAUUAUGAAGGCAUGAUUAUUUAGGCCGCGAAGUUAAUCCAAUUUUUAGUGUGGGAGAGGAGGAGAUUCGUUGACGGAGAUGAUACUUUGUGCUGUUGUUACAAUAAUGUGCUCUGUUGAGGGAUACGAUUAGUGCUGUUGUUACAAUAAUGUGCUCUGUUGAUAUAUCGUUCCAUUCAUGGGCAUUCAAUGCAAUAAAAAUAGAAUGAAUUCAUUCUUUUCACAUCA